Sugiyamaella lignohabitans is the source of this 1830-nucleotide messenger RNA. It is a transcript of the gene ASH1, whose product is annotated as DNA-binding transcription repressor ASH1. Gene Ontology annotation, biological process: regulation of DNA-templated transcription. The transcript has a single exon. The record is from RefSeq and is a predicted model, not a curated record. Gene Ontology annotation, molecular function: sequence-specific DNA binding; zinc ion binding. The coding region runs from base 1 to 1830 and encodes 609 amino acids. Lineage: Eukaryota; Fungi; Ascomycota; Dipodascomycetes; Dipodascales; Trichomonascaceae.
AUGGUUUCGUCUCUCGUCCUACCGGCACCUAGGUCGUCCGAUCUGCUGAUGCGGGACAGAUCUCCGGAAAUCAUGUCUCUUCGAGGGGGUGCUAUCAACACCACCAGUCCAAGAAGCUCGGGUUUGGUACCAGUAUCUUCUGUUGGUAAUAACAGUAAUAAUGGAUCGGGCUCGGUAUCGGGCUCCGGAACAAGUUCCGGCUUGGCCCGGACCGUUCCGGACUCUGAUCUUAAUCAACGAGAUUACGAUUCAAUCCCAAAUGACAAUGAAGUAGUGAAUGGAGCUGAUAGUAGUACUGGUGCUGGCGCCGCGACUAUUGGUUACGACACUAAUGUCAAUUCUGUUUCAGCUGCUUCUACACCAUCUUCCACCUCGGUGUUCACUUCGCAAUCGUCGUCAUCGACGACUGCCUCGACUCCGAUCCCAUUUUUCCCGUCAACGGGCCAAUCUGAUCAGUCAUCGAAAUCUACUGGACACGAGUCUACUCACAACGAAUACUUUUCAAGUGCGACUGAUGCACCACUACCGGGUUCGAACUCAACCUUACACACAGACUCUCUCCCAACAAACCUACAGCCUGAAGAGAGCUCUUCACCAGUGGUCUCUAUAGAACUACCAAAAACCUCGUCUUCUAGUGACGGCAGCAUCGAUGAAGAGACACUGUCAGUCUCAAGUAUCACAGAUACACCUUCCACAAGCUUAGGUGUCGCUCAAAAAGACUCAAAGUCAUACUCACACGUGGCGUCACCACUGACUCCAACAAGCUUGGCACACCUAUCACCGCCAACUGUAUCACUUCUUUAUCCAGAUACAGCCCCAAGAGAGACGUGGCGACCCCAGCUAGAUGCCUGGAUGAAGAAAAACCACCCAUUAAAGCUCAAGGAAUUAUCUCAGAUCUCAUACCCAUGGAUUCACGAUAAACUUCCCUCAACAGCACCUAUAAACUUCCCGUCACGACCACACUCACACACCUCGACGAGCUCUUCAAGUUCUUCCCAUCGUGACACGACGUCUACAUCUACAUCCUCUUCUUCCUCACACUCAGUACCCCCAUCAAGUCGCUCUCAAGAGACGUCUCCACCCUAUCCACCUGCCACAUUAUCAACAACGAGUAUAUAUGGCAAAGCAGGUCUCUCAAAAGUGUCUUCUUCAAACUCAAUUCUACCACUAUACGCUUCAUCAGCGUCACACGAUCGAACUUCAACGGCCUCCUCAAUGAGCCCGACAACCCAGUACUUAUCUCCAUCCUUAUCAAUCCCGUCGUCGUCAGCAUCCUCGACAUCAUCUGGCUCGCUAUCAAUGUCGGUUCCAACGGUCUCUUCAUCGUCUUAUCAUCGACCACAAAAAGCUGCUCGUAGAGCUUCCUACUCAGCUACCUCACACACCAAGCCAUACUCACGACCAAAUCACUCGACGAUAGGCGGACCCACAGGGUUAAGCCAAGAAGACGAUGACCGAGAUGAUCAUGCUCAUAUUCACAAUCCCCGUCUACCGUCACCGCCGGAAUCACCACAGCUAUCUGCAAACAGCAAUUCUCAAUUAACACUCGAGCAAUACACCAACUCGAUAAAGAGACGCUGCAUUUCUUGUGGUUCAGAUCAGUCGCCAUGCUGGCGACCCUCGUGGUCUGCCAGUGCCGGACAACUCUGCAAUUCCUGUGGUCUUCGCUAUAAAAAGACGGGUGCCAGAUGUCUUUCUGCCAAAUGUGGCCGUAUUCCUGCCAAGGGCGAAUGGGCUGCCAUGAAAUCGGUAGCAGUACGAGUAGGAGGUCAGCUGCACUACUCGUGUCUGUGGUGUGGAGAUGAGGUCGAAGUUAUGCCCCGAGGCUAG